This is a messenger RNA of Pipistrellus nathusii (Nathusius's pipistrelle), 1221 nucleotides long. NCBI's taxonomy places the organism in Eukaryota, Metazoa, Chordata, Mammalia, Chiroptera, Vespertilionidae. The record is from the annotation of a GenBank genome assembly.
AUGGCCGCGCGCCCCGGGCCGCUGUGGCUGCUGGGGCUGGCGCUGUGCGCGCUGAGCGGCGGCGGCGGCGGCCCCGGCCCGCGCCCCCCGCCCGGCGGCCCGCCCCGCCGCCUGGGCCCGCGCGAGCGCCGCGACCUGCAGCGCGAGAUCCUGGCGGUGCUCGGGCUGCCCGGCCGCCCCCGGCCCCGCGCGCCGCCCGCCGCCGCCCGGCUGCCCGCGUCCGCGCCGCUCUUCAUGCUGGACCUCUACCACGCCAUGGCCGGCGACGACGACGAGGACGGCGGCCCCCGCGAGCGGCGCCUGGGCCGCGCCGACCUGGUCAUGAGCUUCGUCAACGUGGUGGAGCUCGACCGCUCCCGGGGCCACCCGGAGCCCCACUGGAAGGAGUUCCGCUUCGACCUGACCCAGAUCCCGGCGGGGGAGGCGCUCUCGGCGGCCGAGUUCCGGAUCUACAAGCUGCCCAGCGCCCACCUGCUCAACAGGACCCUGCACAUCAGCCUGUUCGAGGUGGCCAGAGAGCGGGCCAACAGGGAGUCUGACUUGUUCUUUUUGGAUCUUCAGACGCUCCGAGCUGAGGACGAGGGCUGGCUGGUGCUGGACGUGACAGCAGCCAGUGACCACUGGUUGCUGAACCGCAGCAAGGACCUGGGACUGCGCCUCUACCUGGAGACAGAGGACGGGCGCAGCGUGGAUCCGGGCCUGGCCGGGCUGCUGGGGCGACGGGCCCCGCGCUCCAAACAGCCGUUCGUGGUCACGUUCUUCAGGGCGAGCCCCGGCCACGGCCCCAUCCGGGCGCCCCGGGCGGCGCGGCCCCUGAGGCGGCGGCUGCUGAAGAAGACCAACGAGCUGCCGCAGCCCCACCGGCUCCCGGGCAUCUUCGAUGGCGCCCACCGCUCCCACGGGCGGCAGGUGUGCCGGCGGCACGAGCUCUACGUCAGCUUCCAGGACCUCGGCUGGCUGGACUGGGUCAUCGCCCCCCAAGGCUACUCGGCCUAUUACUGUGAGGGGGAGUGCUCCUUCCCGCUGGACUCCUGCAUGAACGCCACCAACCACGCCAUCGUGCAGUCCCUGGUGCACCUGAUGAAGCCGGACGCCGUGCCCAAGGCGUGCUGCGCGCCCACCAAGCUGAGCGCCACCUCCGUGCUCUACUACGACAGCAGCAACAACGUCAUCCUGCGCAAACACCGCAACAUGGUGGUCAAGGCCUGCGGCUGCCACUGA